Messenger RNA from Centropristis striata (black sea bass), 2218 nucleotides. RefSeq names its product interferon stimulated exonuclease gene 20-like 2 (gene isg20l2). The transcript is spliced from 4 exons. NCBI's taxonomy places the organism in Eukaryota, Metazoa, Chordata, Actinopteri, Perciformes, Serranidae. The record is from RefSeq and is a predicted model, not a curated record. Gene Ontology annotation, cellular component: nucleus. Gene Ontology annotation, molecular function: nucleic acid binding; 3'-5'-RNA exonuclease activity. The coding region runs from base 183 to 1229 and encodes 348 amino acids.
UCAGAGGUUUCCCUAAUAGGGGAUCUGUCGCUUUCGACCUACUAUCGUCCACAAACACUCUUAGCCGAGUUUGCCGUUAAGAGACAGUCGUUUCCGGCGACCGUUAACCGCGAAGUUAGCAUAGUAACGGCUCAGGAAGCGUUAGCGAGCUAACGGUGGCUAACGUCAACAGCAAGAGAUGAAUGCAGAUCUGUGCAGCUGCUUUGAGGAAAAAUUACUUCUGCUGGCCUGCAGCCAAAACCAUGUCUGACAUUGUGAUCAAUAUAAGCCACUCUGAUGAGCCUGCACAGGAGAGAACUCCUGCAGGAAACCAAAAGAGAAGAAACAAGCGGUUUCGUAAAAGAAUGCGGGAUUUUGAGCACAAGGGCUUGAUGGAAGGCCGACAUAAAUACAACCACAAAAUGGGACAUUCCAGGUAUGACCCGCCUCCACACCCAAAUGGAGCGUCUGCAAAGUAUCCAUCACUUCCCACUUUUACACACAACAGAAGUUUACCUCGUCCAAGCAGCACAGCCGGUGCUUCACACUGUAGCUCCAAGCCUUCAACGUCCUCACACAGCCUGCCUUCCUUCCCUGCCUCUAUGAACAACAGAGGCAGCUGUGAACAGCUAAAAGGGCCUAUGAACACGAAUCCAAUGACCACUACCCACCGCCCCUCAGCGUCAAGCAGCCAGAAACCCAGCACUGCUACAGCGUCAGCAGGAAUCCCCACAAAGUACCUCGCUAUUGACUGUGAGAUGGUGGGCACGGGACCAAAGGGGAGCAUCAGCCAGCUCGCUCGCUGCAGCCUUGUGUCCUAUGACGGAGACGUGGUUUACGAUAAAUUUAUUAACCCUUCUAUGCCUGUCACUGACUACCGCACCCGAUGGAGUGGCAUCCGGCACAGGGACCUCAUCAAUGCCAUGCCGUACUCUGAGGCCAGGAAGGAGAUACUGAGGCUGCUCAUGGGGAAGGUGGUGGUUGGCCACGCCAUCCACAAUGACUUCAAGGUCCUUGGCUACUCUCACCCCAAUGCCUUGACCAGAGACACGUCUCGAAUCCCUCUGCUCAACCAGAAGGCUGGCUUUGCUGUGAAUGAGUGCGCCUCGCUGAAGAGACUCACCAAGGCCAUCUUGAACAAAGACAUUCAGACUGGGAAGAAGGGCCACUCGUCUGUGGAGGACGCCAAAGCCACCAUGGAGCUUUACAGAGUGGUGGAGCAGGAGUGGGAGAGGAAACUGGCCAGCUAGUGCCAGCUCUGAAGAGAAAACAUGGAAAUAAACUGAGUUCAAACGGACAUUUUUGCGUGGCAGGUAUGUGGUUUGGACCGACUGCUGUCCUGUUGACGUGUGAAUGAAGGUGCCAGGAAGACGAUACAUACUGGAACAUGCUUCCAACAUCUGAGUUUUAAAAUGUUACAAAACUAUGGGAGAAGAAUAUAACAACUGUGGGGUCAGGCACUUUGCACUGACCUUCAGUUUCAGCAGUUCUUUCUCAGGGUAUGCAUUGAGUUCAAAGGUGCUCCUGCCACUAGGGGGCAGUCAUGUAUUCAUUCCAACAACAGCAGUACAUCAUUGAUCCUCAUAAUCCUGUACACCAAACAAUGGUUCUAAGUUUCCACAAAAUAAGUGUUUUUAAACCUGAAGCCAAACUUCAGUCUUUUCAUUUUAUAAGAUCAUGUUCGUUAUCCUCAAGUGAAAAAUUGAGACAAAAUACUUUCAUAUUGUUCAGCUUUGAUGCAACCAGUGAUGUUGUUCAGGGAGGUGGCCAAAGUUUUUGAAAUGCUGAGGUCAUUGGCCCUGCAUGUGGCUUUUUAUAGAAAAGAAAUGUUUUAGAAAAAAAAAUUGUUUUAAAAGAAGGCACUGUUAAAGUAGUUGAAGUAUAUUUGCCCCCAAAAAAUAAUACUUAUUUUGGAUCAGGAGGCCUAAAAUUAAAAAAAAGUUUCACUAUAAUAAUACUUUAAAGUUUUCCCUGACCCCCACAUCAUGACCUCAGCGGUAGCUACAUCCCUGAUGUUAUUGAUGACUGUCUUUAUAAAACUCCUGCUUGUCACAGUGGCCGUCACAGCCACCAUCCAGGUGUUAAUCUGACCUCUUUUUUUCCAGUCAGUUGAUGUAAGUCUGCUGUUUGGGAAUGUGGAAGUGCUCGUACAGUCUCCUAUGCAACGUCUGACUGAGUUUAGCUGUCUGCUGCAGAUUCAGCUCGGUGCUUAACUUCAAUAAAUCAUUACCACAAUCAU